UUUCCUUUUCUUGCCCGGGGUAGCUCUUCCUCAAACAGUCAGAGUCAUUCUGCCCCGAUGAGACUGCGAUUCAUCAACUUCAUCACGGCCCUGGUGUGUCUGCCCUCCUGCUUCCAAAUGAGUCGUGUGUUUGUCUAUGGCACCCUGAAGAAAGGGCAGCCAAACUACUUCCGCAUGUUUAACAGCACCAAUGGGAAGGCUGAGUUCAUCGCCUCGGCUUGCACCACUGAGAAAUACCCACUAGUGAUUGCCGGCAAGCACAAUGUCCCUUUCCUCCUCAACAUCCCCGGCCAGGGACACCGAGUCAAUGGAGAGAUCUACAAAGUGGACGACGCGAUGCUGAAAUUCCUGGACGACUUUGAGUGUGUCCCCACCAUGUAUCAGCGGACUCUGAUCAGUCUGGAGGUGAAGCAGUGGCUGGGGCAGACAGAGGGAGAGGAGACGGCGUCACGGGGAAGCAUCACGGAGGCCUUCGUGUACAGCACCACAUCGUACCAGCCAGACUGGCCCGCACUGCCCAGCUAUGAGAGCUACGACGCAUAUGGAGAUCACGGGCUCAAGUACGUGACCAGAGAAGCACGAGAUUGAUGGAGCUUUCUGGUGCAUUUUCUUUUUGCCUCCUUUUUAUCUCAGUGCAUUAGCUAAUUAAAAUUGUCUUUAUUUUAAUUAUUAUAGAUCAACUAUGAAAUAUAAAAAUCUAAUUAGAGAGCUUUUAUUAUAAUGUAAUUCCUACAAUAUACACUUUCUUAUUUAGUGCCAGUUCUGUUGAGCAGACGCGCAUCAAUUUUCUUUGUUUAAAAGGAACUACAGUCUAAACGGACCCGCUUGCUCAUGUAUCAUCUGUGUAAUAUUUCAACACAUUAUGUUGGUCUCAUAAUGUAAUUUCCUUGCAGGUCUCUAAUUGAAUUGACUCAUUUGAGGUUACUAAAAAGGCUUUACACUUUGUGAAACGUUGCACUGUAAAUACAUUUCAAAGGGCAUGCAUCAUUUACUUGCAAUUUCCAAUUACCUGAGACAGAAAUACCACAGUAGUGAUUAACAUGUUGAACUGUACGUGCAUGUAACAAGCUGUGUAACUCAUCUCCUUCUACCUGAGGCCAUCCACUUAUCAGUCACCCCUCAUCGACUUCCUUUCAGACAGCAUUUGGAACGCUUGUGUGUGUGUGUAAAUGUGUUAAGUCAGAAGGUGACAUGACUUGAAUGUGCUUCUCUAAAUUACAAUGAUAAAAACAUUCAAAGAAGGCAUUAUGAAACACUGGAGUAACCACACAAAAGCUGCGUUUGGUUACUUGAAUAUGUCCUUUGUCCCAGAGCUUGACCUUUUGUACCCAUGAUUACAUUCUGCUUUGUUUUUCACAGUUUUCCUUUAUGUUAUCUUGUUCUAAUCCCACGAGGGGCUGCGUAACUGUGAAAAGCAGAUCAAAAAAUAAA
Messenger RNA from Seriola dumerili (greater amberjack), 1431 nucleotides. It is a transcript of the gene ggact, whose product is annotated as gamma-glutamylamine cyclotransferase. The transcript is spliced from 2 exons. Lineage: Eukaryota; Metazoa; Chordata; Actinopteri; Carangiformes; Carangidae. The record is from RefSeq and is a predicted model, not a curated record. Gene Ontology annotation, molecular function: gamma-glutamylaminecyclotransferase activity. Bases 58 to 588 code for a protein of 176 amino acids.